CCCAUUUUGGGAGUAUCAAAUGCAAUGAUAGCAAUCAAGGUAUGGGUUAUGGGUAAAAAUAUAGCAGAGAUUACCCCCAAAAAGGUAUGGAUUAUGGGGUAUGGGAGAGUUAUGGGUUAUGUAUGGCAUUUCCCUGCAAACGAGGUCGGUAACUCAGAAAAUGUAUGGAGUAUAAGGGAGUAUGGGUUUAUAGGGGUAUGGGUUAAGAGGGAGUCGACUGUACU
Molecule: messenger RNA, 224 nt
Organism: Lentinula edodes (shiitake mushroom)
Lineage: Eukaryota; Fungi; Basidiomycota; Agaricomycetes; Agaricales; Omphalotaceae
Exons: 1
Source: RefSeq, a predicted model, not a curated record